Messenger RNA from Lathyrus oleraceus (garden pea), 1089 nucleotides. RefSeq names its product DNA-directed RNA polymerases IV and V subunit 4. Bases 144 to 767 code for a protein of 207 amino acids. Gene Ontology annotation, molecular function: nucleotide binding. NCBI's taxonomy places the organism in Eukaryota, Viridiplantae, Streptophyta, Magnoliopsida, Fabales, Fabaceae. The record is from RefSeq and is a predicted model, not a curated record. The transcript is spliced from 11 exons. Gene Ontology annotation, biological process: DNA-templated transcription initiation. Gene Ontology annotation, cellular component: RNA polymerase complex.
AAAUACCCCUGUUAGUGGAGAAUAUUUCCCUUGUUUUAACAAACCAUUUCAUCUCUGUCGAAUCGACGCUCUCUCUUACUUCCUCUGCUCUAACUCAACCUUCACUUCACUUCGCUUCGCUUCGACCUAAGCAAACUUUCGCAAUGUCUGACAAAGGAGGAAAGGCUGGUUCCCUGUUAAGCAAAGGAUCCCUCAAGGGGAAAGACGACAGUGCAACAAAAUCAGCAAAGGGAAGGAAGGUUCAGUUUGCCAAAGAAGCUCCAUUUGAAUCCAUACUAAACGGGCAAAAAUCUGGUGGAAAAGCUGAUUUUGGCAGAGGAAAAGGAGAUAAGAUUGCAAAUGGUGGGAAGAGUUCUGCAACAAAAGACCCGCAUCAAUUUGAACAUAGAGUUGAUCAAAAACUUCCUGACAAUUUCAAAUGCUUGAUGGACUGCGAGGCUGCAGUUUUGUUACAAGGAAUUCAAGAUCGUAUGGUUUCGUUAUCUAGAGAUCCAGCUAUCAAAAUCCCUGCAUCAUUUGACAAGGGACUGCACUAUGCCAAAAGCAGCAACAAGCAUUCAAAUCCCGAGUUUGUUAGACUCGCUCUUGAGCCUCUAAUGAAUCAUGGUCUCACUGAGAGCGAGAUAUGUGUGAUUGCUAAUGCAUACCCCGAAACUGCUGAUGAAGUUUUUGCUCUCCUCCCAUCACUAAAGGGUAAGAGGGGCAUUAACAGCCAACCUAUUGAAGAAUCAUUGAGUGAGCUUGCUAAGCUUAAACAGACUAUGUAAACUAAAACCUCAUAAUGAAAAGGUUCACUGUUUUACUGUCUAGUAAAGCUAGAAGUAACUGCUCUGGCAAAUGUAGCACAUUCAAAACGCUUGAUGAACUCACUAAUUGAGACAAUAUAUAAUGCAGAACUUUAGUCUGAAUAUUAUAUUCGCCUUUUUAGUCUCAUGCUAUUAGGAUGUACAUUGGUUUAAUGGAUCUUAUGCAUGGCAACAAGGCGAAACUUGGUGACUUUAAGGAAUGUUGUAUAAUCCAUUUUGCUGUAGAAUAUUGUCUCAUCACUUCAAAUUUUUAUAAAACCAGAAAAGGACCAUUGUCAUGGCA